Messenger RNA from Fonsecaea multimorphosa CBS 102226, 2466 nucleotides. RefSeq lists its product as uncharacterized. The coding region runs from base 1 to 2466 and encodes 821 amino acids. NCBI's taxonomy places the organism in Eukaryota, Fungi, Ascomycota, Eurotiomycetes, Chaetothyriales, Herpotrichiellaceae. The transcript has a single exon. The record is from RefSeq and is a predicted model, not a curated record.
AUGAGCUCAGUAACAGAUAUGGACUUCAAUAUGUCUUCCAUCUACAGCAACCCACAGAAAUUCUUCGAAAUGAUGGCUCAGGCAAACCCAAAUCUACCAGUCCCUCCUUCAUUUCCAUCUCGUGCUGAAGUCAGAAACAAGGCAGCGGCCUUUUCCAAAGAGAUCUUCAGUAGCUGGACCACCCUCCGUGACAUUUUGGCGCGUCGCGAGGAGGUGAUUCGAAAACGCUGGAUGAACAAGAGGAAAGAACAACGCAAGAAAAUUCUUCUAGCCGCUUGGCCAGGCAUGCCCGAGCGACACCGACCGGAUUUCUACGAGCUUGAGAAGACCGGAUCCCGUGCUGAGUCAAGAAAUAUCGAAGCUUUCAAAUAUCCCUAUGUCAACCAGGAAGAUCUCCUUCAAGGAAGAGCAUUGUUAUUAUUCUUGAAUUCACGCGGUCGAAAUCCACCCCAUUCCUUUGCCCACGCCGAUCUCGACGCAAUGCAUGUUGGACAGACUAGCAAGAUGAUUGUCCCGGUAUUCCUCAACGAAUACACAAUGUACAUCGCCGGCGAAUCAGUUCCACAUAGCUACGGUCGCCUGGUUAGCUGGGACGAUGACGACGACGCGUUCAUGCUGCAGCAAAGUUGUCUCCAGUUCCAGCCUGGGACGGGGCUUUUGGUUUUGGAAAUCCAGAGCAAGAUCUAUUCUUUCCUUCUUGAGUGCUGCUACCAAAUAUUCCACGAUGUUCCGCGAGACGAGCUGGCCAGCCUCCAACUUCCUGAGCAACCUGAGCCACCACCGAUCGUGGCUUCUGAGACCUCCUAUGCACAACUUUCCUCAGUGGCAGCAGAAGCGCCAUAUAGACUACCAGCCAAGCUUGAUACGCGUCGACUUGUUCUCCUGGUAGAGGCCAAGCGAGCAGCUGCCGAAGACCAUGUCUGGGAUCUUAGAGAAGAUCCAGGGUAUUUCGCAUCGGUGGCUAUUGAUCAAGCACAGCAUCGCCAGGAAAGCCUUCUCGACGUAAGGGGCCAACGCCACCCACACCACGAUGACGAGGUUUUCUGGAACCGAGUGAUAAGAAGCGUACCGGUCGAGGCUUACAUGUCCUUUCUCAGUUGGGAUCUGCUUUACAACUACGCAGUCAGCCUAGACGAUGCGUUCAAAUCUGCCGGAACUCUUGACCAUGGCCAACCUCUGCCUGAGAAGCUCGAGACAGCCCUGGUGGAGUUAUGCUUCGCUGCCGAAAUGAUAUCAAAGGGCCUGAUUGGAGAAUUGAAGUCCAGUGUGCCAGCUUCGUUACCAAUGCGCGAGCGCUUUGUUCGAGAACCCCAACAACCAGGAACGGCAGUCAUCCGGACCAAGACGAAACAGGGUGUCGGCAAGGACCCCUUACUACAGCUAUUCGUGAUGCUGUGGGAUGAAGACAAGGUGUUUUUAACGCAGCUUCCCAACCUCGUAGAUGAGCUACAGCGAUGCGUUGACCACGACCCUGGUCAGAAGGGCAGAAUGUCGUCCUGCGUCGCCGGGUAUUUCUCCGACCUGGCCCUCAUUGCACAACUCGUUAGGCAGGUAAAGACCUUCUUUCCAUGGGCCGCGGGUUUGGAAACAGAGAUGAGUCCAGAAAACCGAGGUCCAGGGUACGCUAAAGCAACGGAAGAUACAGCAACUGUCUAUCAAUUGUUCCGUGAAGACAUCGCUCCGAAUCUCGCGCGCAUCGUCGUCCCACUCUCAAGACACCUGCAAUAUCCCAUCGAAAGGGUCCACAACGUGACAAACGUGAACGCCUGCCGCCAAGCCGAAGAUCGACUGGAUAGGUUGUGGAAGGUUGUCGAUGCGCAUUUUCGAAAACAUACCGACAAGACACUUCACGAGAUAUUCCUCAGCCACGAUGUGAAGGCUCGAGAGAUCCAUCGCAAGCCAGAAUGGACACCUCCACCAAAAGUAUCCCAGCCGCCCAACAAGGAGAAAGAAAAUGAAGCUCUCAGCGACUCAUUUCCCCGCCUUAACAUCGAGCCCGAUAGACCAGGCAAAUUCAAAGGACCCGAAGUAUCUCGAGCAUCCAAGUUCAAAACCCGCGGCCCAUCUCACCCGCCCGAUUCCAGCGACGCAACACCACCAGUACCCGACGAUCCGACUUCCCUUUCGACGCCUCCCUUCCCAGUCUUCACCCUCCCGCGACGCGCUUACAAAGUCUUCGCCUCUCUCUUCCCAACACCCUCUAACCCCUCCCAGGGCGGCGAAAUUAGCUGGACAGAUUUCUUGCACGCGAUGACGAGCAUUGGCUUCGCAGCGGAGAAGCUGUAUGGCUCCGUAUGGCAGUUCACUCCGCCGGAUGGAAUAGAUUGGGAGAACGCGAACACUCGGGGAAUUCAUAUCCACGAACCGCAUCCAGCGCCGAAGAUGGGGCUUGGCACGGCGAGACGGGUUGGGAGACGACUGGGACGGAGGUAUGGACUUAGCGCAGAGAGGUUUGCUUUGGCGUGA